AUGAGUAAAAAACAUUUAGUUGACGAAAUGAUUAUUAUUAGAGAAGAAAUGAGAAAAAUAAAUGUAAAUAUAUAUUAUUAAUAAAGAAUAGAAUAUUAACAACAAACUCCUCAAAAUUUUUUGAAUUCACCCCUCAUUAAAUAAAAAAUGAAAAAAUUACGAAAUAUUUUUAUUUAUUUAUAGCUUUAAAACCUAAAACAUUCAAGAAAUAUUUUAUAUCAGAAUAAUAUAUAUAUGAAUUAUUGAAUAGAAUGGAUUAUGAAAAAUUGCUUUAAAUUUCAUUGAAAUUUAUCGUUAAAUAUUUAUAGAAUUAGGAAAAUUAAGAAAUUUAAUAAAAUGAAUCGAAUUCAUCAAAUAAUAUGAAAGACGUUGAAAAAUUUAAUAAAAUAAUAAGAGAUAUAGUAUCACCAAUAAAAACAAAAAUUAUUUCGUACAAUCAAAAAAAUAUUAAUAAAUCAUCCUAAACUUUAUUAUAAAAUUAAGAAACUCAAUUAAACAAUAAUUUUAAUUUAGGUAUUCGCCAAUAAUCUUCUAUUUUAUCAUCAAUAUAAUAAGAUAAUAUAAAUUCACCAAAAUUCAAUGAAAAUAUUAAAAAUGCAAUAGAGGAGAUAUCUUUCGAAAGAUCAUCAAUUAAAAAAGUUGAUCAAAAUAUAUAAUAAUAGAUUGAUUAAAAAAGAGAUGCUUAGAAUUAAAAAUUAAAUUACUCACAAAUUAAUAAUGAUAAAAUAAAUGAUUAUAAUAUGGGUGUAAUAACAACGCCAAAAUAGAAAGAAUUAGAUCAUUAUAAAUAGACAUUAAAUACAAGCAUGAAUAGUUCAUUUAAAGAUACAAAAAGAAAGUUAAAAAAAAAAUCGUUACUUGAAUUAAAUCUUGAAAAAUUAGAAGAUAAAAGAUUUCCUAAAAAAGAUAUUCCGUGUUCUAUGCUUUCUGUUGACUAUGUAUGUAAAAGAAGAAAAACACCUGAAAAAAAAAGAGCCUUUAAUAUAAUAACUAAUUAUUGA
Molecule: messenger RNA, 1001 nt
Organism: Paramecium sonneborni
Lineage: Eukaryota; Ciliophora; Oligohymenophorea; Peniculida; Parameciidae
Source: the annotation of a GenBank genome assembly